CGUGUAUCCAUACGGGAUCCAGAGCCAGAGAAAUACAACUAGAAGAAGGCAUUACUUCAUAUCGUUCUGGUGCUCUUCCACCACCUUCGCACUCUACUAAUGGGGCAUUUAAUAAUGGAACUCUUCUUUCAGACUCUACUUCAAAUUCCUCACAUGAUUAUUUAAAUCUAAAGUCUGUCGGAACAAAAGGUUCACCUACUCCAAAUGGUAGUAACUCUGAUCAUUUAUCUUCAUAUCCCUCAUCUUUCCGUCGUACUCGUGCAGAUACAUUACCAUCUUCGUUGACACGACCAACUAGUAUUAUUGGUCACCACCCUACUUCCUCCUUAUCUAUGGCGUCUUCCAUUGGAUCCUCAUCUGCUUCACCUCUCCUUACACCCCCCGAAAUCAAAUUCUCGUCUCCGUUCUGGAUCCCUUACAUUACC
Molecule: messenger RNA, 425 nt
Organism: Dentiscutata erythropus
Lineage: Eukaryota; Fungi; Glomeromycota; Glomeromycetes; Diversisporales; Gigasporaceae
Source: the annotation of a GenBank genome assembly